Molecule: messenger RNA, 2271 nt
Organism: Postia placenta MAD-698-R-SB12
Lineage: Eukaryota; Fungi; Basidiomycota; Agaricomycetes; Polyporales; Adustoporiaceae
Exons: 5
Coding region: 1-1845 (614 amino acids)
Biological process (GO): regulation of cyclin-dependent protein serine/threonine kinase activity
Cellular component (GO): cyclin-dependent protein kinase holoenzyme complex; nucleus
Molecular function (GO): protein kinase binding; cyclin-dependent protein serine/threonine kinase regulator activity
Source: RefSeq, a predicted model, not a curated record
AUGGCCCUUUACACUCCUCCGUCCCUCCCUCAUUCUCCGUCCUCGUACUCCAUGAAUCCUACUCUGCCGCCGCUGCCCAUUGAGCUUCUCCACACAUGGUCUUCAUGGCGUCCGCCCAAGCCAGAAGUACCCCUCACUCCCCCGCUCUCCAGUGCGCCGCCAAGGCGCGUUCUGCAGUCUCAGCCACGGUACAAGACUGUCCUGCCUCCUAUCACGCACUUCGACCAUGCUAUGUCGCGCAAUUCGCCAGUCACGCCACCACAACACGAUGGCUCGUACCACUGGCAUAGUGCUGGGCCCGCCUCUCACAGAGUCCCUGCGCCACUUUCACCACCCGCGGAACCCCAUCCUCCAAUACAUUAUACCGCUCGCGAAGAGAAUGUAGCAGAUGACCCGCCAGAGGCAUCUCCUGAAUUGAAUCUUAACUGGUUCACUGACAUCGAGAGCCGCUCUUCUCAAUACAUCGCUGAGAAGACUUGCGAGAUGAUCUGCUACCUGUGGUUCUCGAGCCUUUCUCAGUCAUCUUCACCAUCCAAAAAGAACCGCAUGAUAUCACAAGACCAGAAAUCGUACAUUCCCCCUAGUAAUCCCUCUACUGCGUCGUUGCAAUUUUCCGUCGCGCCAGCCUUCGUACGCUUCAUGCAAAAAGUUCUCGAGACGACGCAAGUCAGUCAGUCCGUCAUCGUCUUGUCAUUACACUACAUAUACCGCAUGAAGGCGCGUAAUCGUUUCACUUCUGGCCAAGCGGGUAGCGAAUACCGAGUCGCAAUUGCGGCACUCAUGAUGGCGAACAAGUUCGUAGACGACAACACGUACACGAACAAGACGUGGUCAGAGGUGUCGGGAAUCAACCUUAUUGAGCUCAACAAGAUGGAGAAGGAGUUUCUGCUCGGAAUCGACUUUGGUUUGUAUGUGGACGAGUCCACGUACGAGUCAUGGUUGAAUCUACUACAAGGUCUUGUAAUGGCGAAGGAGCGAGAGUUGCAGAACUGGCGGCGAUCAUGGCGACCGACACGCUCGUUACAUCGAACGCCAUCGCAGCAAAUUUACUACGAAUCACCCCAGCAGCAGCAUGUCCAAUAUGCCAUCCCCUCACUGCAACCGGGCUCGAAGCGAACUGCAUCGGACGCAUUCUACCCAGACGCUGCUGCGUACGCGCGUGGACAGGCCCAGGUUCCGAGACGCUCUACUGGUCUUACCCUGCAAAUACCGGAGCUUGAGUACUCGAGCGGCCAGUCCAGUGAAAGCUCGGCCUCGCCAAUGGAGUCGCUGCAGUCGUUCUCGAAGCUGUCACUCGGCGCGUCACCCGUCGAUGCCGGCACUGGCGCGCCCUGGGUGGCGACAGUACCGGGUCAGCACGAAGUUCCGCAGACGCUGGCGUCCGCAUAUCAUGUGGACGACAGGCGGCAGUACGCGGUGCCCCAGCAUCUGUACUUCUACACUUUGACGUGCUCCCCAGCAGAUGCUGAUGGCAGCAAUGCGCGCAAAGGCCGGCUCCGGUACCACCAGCCGCACCCCACACAACUGCCCCCACUUCCAAUGCAGCCUGACGUCCCCAUGGUCGUGCAGUCCGCGUCUGCAAGCCCGUACGAUAUGUCCGUCCGUCUGCCGCGCGCGCAUGUUCUGCCGCCAUUCUCGGAGCUCUCUCGUGUAUGGGCACGUCAAAACCAGGCGGUGUACGCCGUGUCUUCUGGGGACGUGCAGCAAGGCUGCCAGCCGCUCGCCUCUGAUGCGAUCCCCUCUGCACAGUUUGCCAACGCUGGGCCGCCAGGAUUCCAGUAUUAUGCCACACCGGCCCCGGUCGCGUACGCGCCAUAUUACGAGGUGCGCGGGCGGCGUCUGUAAUUUGGCCCCUCCUGUUUGGACUUGUUACAUCACAUCGUGCUUAAUCGACGCAUCGCUCGCAUUUGCAUUUUCGCCCCCGUUCCCCGCCCCAUUGUAUUCAUUAGUAUCACCAGUAUCAAGGGUAUUGUGUUCUCUGUUAACCUGUCGCAUUUCAUCGGCUUUCUGUCGCGCAUUGUUAUACAUCAUCAUCACAGCGUCUCUUUGUUGCAUUCCACCGGCCAUUGAUACCCUGCAUUCGGACAAUUUGACGAUUCCCCAGUCGCAUAUUCAUAGAAGCAUUAGAUAUAAGUGUCAAGUAGUUUUACGUAUACGAGGAUGUUAGUAUUGCCACCCGCAGUCUAUUAUGGAUUCAUUGAAUCCGAUACGCUGCGCCGUCUUGGCCUGUAUAUGGAGGCGGCAAUUGGCAUUGCCUGGAGGCUGGCGAAA